UAGAGACACGCGCAAUCGUGACACCAGAGAUACGCGCAAUCGUGACGAUAGAGAUGCGCGAGAUUCGAGAGACAAUCGCGAUAAAAGAGGAGAUUCGCGCAAACGUGACACUGAUGCGAAUAAGAGCGGCGCUAACAAAGGCGAUAAUGAUCAGAGACGCGAUCGUGAUCGUAGGGCUAGAGAUGGCGGUACAGCCAACGAAGCUGAAGGGGAUUAUAGAGAUAUAGAUCCUGGGGAGUCGUUGGAAUCAGAGGAAGAAGGGUCGGUAAGGUCUGAUACGUCGUCUUUAAACGACGACCAGACGCAGGCUUAACAAAACAAGCCACAGCCCCCACGCCCGAGCCAGAUCUCCCCUACGAGCAAUAUGACUUAGUUGGCGACGCUUUCGCUCAAAUUUUAAGUAGAAUUAUCGAGUCAAAAGCUAAAGAGAACGGUAGCGGAGAUGAUGCCAAAAAAGAAGGCAAAAAAGACGUUGAAAAAAUCGCAAAGAAGUGCUCCAUGGCAACCAUUAGGGAACAUGUUAGAAAAAGAGAAUUUGAAAAAAAGAAAGUCAUUCUCUCUCUUGGCACAUACGAGUUGAACUAUGGCAAUAUUCGAGAUAGCCAUAUGAGACGCCUCCUACGUGAAAUAGUUGGCACAUUAAAAGAGAAAGGUGUCGAAGACAUUAAAAUUUUGUUUCCAAUGAUUUUUCCAGCUGGAAAAAACGACCGAGGAGUUACAGCUAAAAGAUAUUAUGCUUGGAGGAGAAUUUUUGAAGAAGUCUGUGACAACGAGUCCGUUACUCUGUGGUGGUCGCCAGCAGCAGUAUUUAUCAGGUUGAUCAGGUUGGAAGAUGGAAGGUUGAGGUUUCAACCUGACAAAUCCGGCAAGGUCAUUCCAAGAGACAAUAGGCUGCAAAAGAAAGCGAGUGGCUACGUGCCAAACGAAGCAGGCGAAAAAGAGUUGCUUUUCGAGAUGAAAAAAUGUUACAACCAUAAGUUUAAACCAAAAAAUUCAGUGUUCAAUUCGCAAAACUUAUGCGUAGAAACGAGUACGAACCUGUCUGCUGAAGUUGUCACCGAGUCGGAUGGCGAUUAUUUAGUCACCACCAAAGAGUCAAUUGAAAAAACAAAAGCGAAAAUGCCAGAGAGUAGCAGGCCGAUAGCUCAAAUUAUUGAAGACCUAACCAAGAUGGAAGUGAAGCUGUCUCCGGAUUGGCAGAAAAAAGUCAAAAUGGUCUGUAAAGCGUGGAAGAAUAAGCAAGGUCAGCCUAUGGAAGAAACCUCAAGCGAUGAAGAAACAACGAAAUCGAGCGAUGGGGCACCAGCCAAUCAUCAUGAAGUCGCAGUCAAUCAGGCAGCUGCAGAUCAGAGUAGCACACCAGAGAGUGACGUCAUUGAUGAGAAGCGGACCGAUCCAAACACUGUUGAACCGUUAGUGAGAAGCCAGAUAGAAAACUUCGAUCAGGCUAAGACCUGUGUGGUACCCCUGCGGUUCGCGGAUUUAACCUUAUUUACUCAGUUAGAUUCUGGUGCUACACCUAAUAUCAUGUCAGAAACUUGUGCGAAUAAUCUAAUAAAUAAUUAUAAAGAGAAAAUUGAAUUUAUUUAUUUAAAACGAGUACUUCAGUGUAGAUUGGCUAACAACCAAGUGGUAAGAACGUGGAAAAAGGCAAUAGUAGUGCCAUUGAAAUUUGGCAAGCAUAAGAUCAAAGUGCCAUUUUUUGUGAUGCCUGGUGACAACAAGUUGUUACUGAUUGGCACGAAAUCGAUCGAGAAGCUAGACAUAAAAACAGACGUAAAGAAAGGUACUGCUACGUGUAGGCCACCUGGCACUCACAGAGCUGAAGAGGUUGUAUUUGCAAAGAGAAGCGAAUAUCGAGUUGAAGACAUGUAUACCAACCAAAUACAACUUGAAGAAGAGUACCAAAAAGAGACAGUAGAAAUAGUUUCACGAGCUGAUUUACAUAGUUUUUUUAGAAAGGAUGGAAGGCCUAGAGAUGAUGGGCCUGAAAUCUUUGAAAGAAACCUGAGAAGGUACCUAGGUGAAGCAGUUCGUGAAGGAAGGAUUACGAAAGCGGAGUCUGAGGAGGCACUCGAGGAGCUGCUCAAAUUCAGAGAUGUGUUUAGUAGAUUUCCGGGUAAAUACAAAGGAGCUAUGGUGAAAUUGAAGUUUGUAGAUCCUAACAAAAUUCCGAACUUCGUAGGGCCUAAAUACAAUCCGUCAAACAAGCAACUUGACAAAAUUAGACGUGCUUUGGCUGACAUGGUUGAGCAAGAGGUAGCAGAGCCGUCUGAUACGACUUACAUAAAUCCAUUAGUACCCAAUGAGAAAAAAGACGGAAGCGUAAGACUGUGUUUAAAUCCAGUAGAGUUGAACCCGAUAUUACAAACUAAUUACAACGAGGCGGGCCUCUUAGAUAGAAUAAUUACCUCAGAUGGAGAAGCCCGUUUCUUCACAACGUUAGAUUUCACGACAGCCUUUUGGCAGUUGGUACUGGAUCCAGAGUCGCGCAAGUAUACUGGUUUCAAGGUCGAUGGUAGAGUCUACCAAAUGAUAAGACUCCCGUAUGGCUUGAAAAUUUCAUCUGCGGAAUUUGUAAAAGUAAUUAAUGAAGUAAUACCGGAUAUGCCUGGAGUUACGAAAUACGUGGAUGAUUUGUUGCUAAGGUCACUCACCUUCUCAGAGAUGCUGAGGCUGUUGAAAAAAGUACUUGAGUUGUUGCGUGAGCAUGGGCUCAAACUUAACCCGAACAAGUGUAAAUUCUUUGCCAGUUCCACCGACCAUCUUGGCUUCAAUAUUUCAACUAGAAGCAUAAAAAAACAGAGUAAGAAAAUUGAGGGUUAUUUAGAGUAUAUACAAAAGAAGACGUUAAAGAGAACUGGUAAAGUUAAAUUAGGUAACGUAAGAGAUGUUUUAACCUUAAUAGGGUUAACUGGUAUAUAUAGUCGCUUCAUCCCUAAUUAUCAAGAUAUUGUGAAGCCACUCUAUGAUUUAACUCGGAAAGGCGUGCCAUUUGUAUGGGGCACCGCUCAAGAGGAAGCAGUAGAGAAGCUCACAGUGGAAUUUACGAAAGAGUUUGAGCUUAUGUCACCAGUUGACGGAGAAGAUUUAUACCUAGAUACAGUGUCUACUGAGCAUUCGCUCAAUGGAGUCUUAUACCAAAACAUCAAAGGUGAAGACAAAGUAGUAAUGUUCGUGAGUAGCGCGUUUAAACAACAUCAGCAAAAUUAUACGUUAAUUGAGCGCGAAAUGUUCGCUUUAGUAAGAGUAAUAAAUAAGCUCCAGCUUUGGCUCCAUGGUAGGCGGAUACACGUGAGAGGUGACCUCCAGUCAGUCGUGCACAAGUUUACAACUCUGGCUAAGGUGCAUAGAAAAGCGGCUGGCUGGAUCACAGAGUUGAAUUGUUACGACCUCGUGUAUGAUUUGAAACAUAAAGUAAGAGGUCAAUGGUACGGAAUUCAGGCGCCUGAGUUGACAGUUUACGAUACAAAUUGGACAAACAUGGUGCCAUUAGAUGUGUCAUUUGUAGAAUUGGUAAAAGAUGAAGUCUUGGAUCACCUGAGACGCUUGGACAUCUUCCAGAGUCGUGAUAGGAUGUGUACUAAAAUAGUGCGCAAACUGAACGCCUCAGAGCUUGACAUGACUGCAAAACAGUUAGAAUCAAAGAGAAGAAUGCAAGCUAAAUAUGCAGUGAUCAAAGAGAAAGACAAAGAAUUGCUAUUCAGAAAAUUCAAAGAUGGCUCAAGAAUUCCAGUGAUGCCUGACGAGUUGUUCAGGGAUACCAUUUUUUACUUGCACGAGAUGUAUGGCCAUAUUGGAGCGCAUAAACUAGAAGCGGUCUUUAAACGAUUAUAUUAUUCACCAAAUAUUGUGAAAACUACACGAAUUAUUACGAGCGAGUGCAUCACUUGUAGAAAGACCAAAGGUUAUAGCGAGAAGAAGCGCUUGCAAUUUUCACAAAUAGAAGCGUUUAACAUAGCGGAUGUCAUUUCUGCGGACCUGUGUGGACCAAUAGCGAACGAGUACGGAGAGCCUAAGUAUAUGUUUGUCGCAAAGUGCGUAUUUACGUCGAAAGUGUGGAUUAUUCCACUGGAGUCAAUUCCAGCUGAGACAGUAGUGCAUGCGAUGGAAACUGUGCUCAAUGAUAUAGAGAAGCUGGGCCACAAAGUUCACAAAGUAAUUACAGACAAUGGCAGCCAAUUUAGGAGUGAGGCGUGGAACGAGAUGCUCACCGCGAAUGGUAUAAAAAUAGGCCAUACUACAACUUACAACCCUCAGUCUUCUCUGGUUGAGCGCACGAUGCGCAUAAUUGGAGAUAGGCUGAGAGCAAAGUUGAACGAUGAGCCCGAGAAUGACGAGUAUACUCACCACGGUUGGCACGUGCAUGUUAAGAAAAUAGAGUCUGAAAUAAACAAUACCCCUACUGAAUUUGGCAUAAAACCGAAUGAGGUAUGGGGCAUCGAAGAUGAGUUUUCUGCCAACAUGCCAACCAAAUUGGCUAAGUUAAAUUCUAAGUACCUGCUCAAGAAGCUGCAGCAGGACCAAAUCGAGAAAAAUCCUAAAUCUGUGACUACCGAGACGCUCAUGGAAAAGCCUAUGGAGCUCUCAAACCUGAUACGUGACGAAGAUGGUUAUUACUGGGCAGCCGUUGAUGGAGCUUGCUCAAACAACGGUUCCAGUGAUGCCAUAGCAGGUAUAGGGGUGGCUUGGACUCCUACUGGAGAAUUUAAUAUAUCCGAAAGAGUAGACCACCCUAGGUACCGGAAUACCAAUAAUUUGGCCGAGGCGAUAGCUCUGUGCAAAGCUAUGAAAGUGAUGCUCAAACUAGGUGCAAAAAGAGGAAAAAUAUUUUCGGAUUCAUGCUAUUUAACGACAGCAAUAAAUUAUAAUGUAGAGAAAUGGAAGAUCAAUAACUGGAAGAAUGCUAGUAAAAAACCAGUUGUGCACCGAGAAAUUUUUCAAGAAAUUUUAGAAUUGAAAGAAAAAUUUGAGAAAUUUGAGUUAAAGCAUACACCUGCGAGAAGCUUUGAUCGCAACAACCAUGCCGCUGACAAGCUCGCGCGUAAGGCGGUGUAUACACAAGAGUUGGUAGACCUGCGAGUUGAUGAGAUGACCGAGCAGCAGGCGUUAAUUUCAUUUAUUCGAGAAAAGAGAAAGCUACAAAGAUCAAGAGAUGAAGUAGCGUUUUAUAAAAUUAAGGGAGACCCUAUCUGUUACGAAGAGGGGGAAUUAGUUAUGCUUACUGAACACAGACAGAGCUCAUAUGAUAAAGGAGUCUCGAAAAAAUUGUUUCCUAAGCGUUUUGGGCCUUACAUGGUCAUGAAGCAUGUCGGAGAUAAUGCAUACAGAGUAAGAAGCAUAGCUAACGAGUCUGAUGAGCAAAUUGUCAAUGCUAGGCAAAUGACAAUUUAUUUGAAUUUAGAACAACAAGAGAAGCUCAAAAAUGAUCCGAAAUUAAAGUCAAAGACAGACUCAAGGCCCUUAAUUGAAAAAAUUAAAGAGAAAGUAACGCCGAAAGAGAUAGAAAGGCCAGAAAUUGACGAGGAGGUCGAAGAAGAGGUCAUUGACUCUAAAAUACAUGAUCAAGCAGCAGAAAGAGCAGCUAGGCUAUUGGCUAGAGAAUUGCGAAAGAAAGAGCUAGAACAAGCUGAGGAAAAGAGAGGAAAGAAACUGCAAGAAUUCCAGAAACUCAAAAAGCAUGCGAGACGCAAGUUAGAUGAUAAAGAAAACGAGAAGAUUGCUACGUGCAUUAAAAAAGCCGUUGGUUUGACAACAAAGGCUGGAGAAAUACUUGCGAACGCGGAAAAGAAAGAUAAAGAUAGAAAAAGAACGAAAAAAUUGAAGCCAGGUGAAAAAGCACCUGGGUCAGACGAUCCGGAUUAUGUACCACCUACAAGCACGAAAAGAAGGAAAAAGAAAACAGUAAAUUUUAUAGCUCUGGAAAAAUUAGAAUCUCAUCACCGUGUGAUGUUCGUAGAGUUGUACAUGAAUUACGAGGACGUCCUGAAAUAAAAAGAGAAAAAGAGUAGCUGGAAUUCGAGGUACUGGUUGGUGCCUGAAUUUUAAUCUGUAAAUAAUUUUUUUUUUUUAUUAGUUUUAAAUCUUAUUUUAUUCAAAUUACUCGUAGCAAUAUUUUAACCUAGUUUUAAAAAACCAAAAAGAGCAAGCCAUCGAAAGUAAAAGCAAGUUCUAUCCGAGUAGCAUACGAGCUGUAUGAAGAGAAGUAGUACUAAUGAGUAGGCGGGGGGUAGAAUGGAACGAACGCAACGAGAACGAAAACGAGCGGCUCCCCGCAACCUGUAGUUACGAAGCAGAGAGUAGUCUGUACGUUAGCGAGUAGGCGGGGGGUGGUAAAGAGUCGCACGCAUCAGCUGAUAAAUCUAGAUCGGUUGAAACGAACCAACGAACGACGAAAGUAAUGCCAAGGACGUUGCAGUUUUGAUGUAUUAUUGAUGCGUGUUAUGUAAUAACGUGAAUAUUUGUUGAAAGUUUGCAAUAAAGUGCGUAAUUGUAAAAGUUGGAAUUUUGGUGCUUUCGUGGUGAAUUUUGCGCUAAUUGGUGACCGUAAAAGCUCACGUACGCGUGUGUAUGUGCGAAAUCGUAUAAUUUGGCGUAAAAAAGUAAAAAAUCGGGUAAUUUAUUUGAGAAGUGAACAGUUUGCUGCAUGUUUGUUUCGGUAAGGUCUAACAAAGAAGCCUAAAAUCAAAAUGGCGUAAGUCUAUUGAAUAUGGUUUUUAAUUCGCUCGUGUUGUAUUUUUCCGUUAGAAAAGUGAAUAAAAAUUCGAAACGUGUUGAUUAGAAGAAAAAUUCCAGUAAAAGAGUAGCUCCUCGUGUAUUUCGACUGGGUAAGUUGAAUUUGUUUAUCCUCGUGUGCAAUUAAUUUCAUUGUGUUACACGAUACGUCAUGCUUAAUUAGUGAAAGAUUAUUAAUUUAGUGUGGUAUUUUUUGCACACAGCCGAAGAAGCUACCGGCUAUACGAGAAGCGACGUGGUUUUUUGUCUUGUUUCAACGAGUUGGAAAAACGAUAGUGGUCAAGUGGUGGCAUGAAAUUUUUCGACGAAGUUUUGUUUUAUUACAAAAGGUAAGCGAAAUGCACAGAGUAAACUAUCGUAUAUGUGAACGUAGUGCUAAUUGGAAGUACGUGUAAUUAAAAAAUGAACUACGAGUAGCGUAUUGAGAUGUUUAUUACCUGUUUCAGCUGAUUAGUUGGACGUUUGAGUGGUAAAUAUUCGUUUGACGAGAAUUCUAUCGACGCUGAGAUUAGGUAAGCUGGAUUAGAAGUACCUACGAGUAGUUUACACGUACCUACAAACAAAGUAAGAUAAUACGAAAAUUAAUUACCUGUCGAUGCUUUCAGUAAUAAGACAUAUUGGAUCGCAGUAAAUCGAUUCGAGAAGCUGGAAGUUUAUUUUAGUCAGACAGAGCUAUUGACGUAAAAUGGAUGGCGCGGACGAAAGAGAAGAUAUACCGAGACGAGCGUUUGUUUGGGAUGAUAGCAACAGCAGCACUUCCGAAAGGUAAAGAUCUUCGAUACCUGUAAAAUAGAGUAAAAAUUAGAUUAUUCUCGAGUAGCAUCGAUAAUUAACAGAGUACGGUGUAAUUGUUAUUCAAAUUUAGCGAAGAGGAGAAGACUGUAAAUUAUGUUAUUUUUAUAAUUUUUUGAGAAUGUAAUUGUUUUUUUUUGUUUUCGUUUGCCAAGAGAAAAGCCAGAGAAGCAGUGGUUUUUUCUAUGUUAUUUUACAAGUAGAUGGAUUGAUUAAGUUUAAUUUUGUAUGUUUUUUUUUAGUUUUGUUUAAUUGUUUUGUUUGCGAAAGGUAUACCAAAUAAAGAGUAGUGUACCAAGAAAGUGAACAAGAGUGAAUCGAUUUUUUGUGUUUAUCGUCCAAUGUGAUAUUUGUGUUCCAUUUACGUGAAUUCUGUGGAAUAAUUUCUGUGUUAGGCAAACGAGUAGAAAAUAAGAGAAUUGAAUUUUUUUUUUAUUUAUAUUGUUGUAUCAUCGAAAGAGUAGCCAGAAUACGAGGUGAAAAAUGUGAUAUAGAAUAAAACUUACGUAACGAGCAUUGAUGUUUUCAUUUCGCGAACCAACGUGUUUGAACCGGCAUGGUAAUAAUGGGUAGCUUUGAACACCAGCGAGAUACCUGUAAAAAACAAAAAGAGAAACAAAGUACAAAGUUCUUUUUGGUAAAAGCAGUAAAAGAGAAGUAAAAAUAUUACAUCCCGUGACAGGUAUCAACGAGUAGCUGCGUAAACAAUCCGAGUAGCUGGAGUUAGCGUGCGUGAACUGGUCUAGACGUGUUGGAAUUUCAGCACCUGCGAAAAACAGAGUGUUAAUAUUCAGAGGUAGACUAUGAGUAGAUGAAAGAGUAGUUACCUGAAUCUGGAAGCAGUGAAGCAACGAGUUGAACUCAAGUGAAAAACCUGGAACAGAGAGAAAGAAAAGAGUUGAAUUAUUCGAGUAGCUCACCUGAGUAGUUUCACAGGGUUCGAGUCAAGAAGAAGUUCCAGAGUUCCAGCCAAGUUCCGGCCCAGACAAUGGUAUGAUGUAUAAGAUUAACAUAGUGAUAAAAUUCGAUUGUAAUAUUAUUAUUAACACAAAUGUUUAGAUAUGUUAAUCUUAAGAUCGCGAAAAUGUAAAAAGAUUCUGCAAGAGUAGCCAGAUAGGGAUGUAGGGCCAUAUAACGAGCAGGCCACAUCUGGCAUACGAAGCGGGGCAGGGGGAGCCCAAGUACUCUACGAGACGCUGAGUAGGCCUCUUUUAGGCUGCGUAUCCAGACGGGCCCCCGAGCUAUACCCAGCCGGGGCAUUAUGUAGAGGGUACUUGGGACUCCAUGUUACCACUCUACAGUGGUAAUUUGAUGCCCAGGUCGGAGGCUGCACUGAACCAGGUGCAACGCCAUCUGGUGGACUGGUUCAGGGAAGCUGACGGCCGAGAGUAAGUUACAGAGUUGCUUCGCAGUUUUCCAAUCUUCUUCUAACGAGCAAGAUAGAGCUUUUACGCUAGCUUGGAGAACGUUCAUGCCUUUAAGCAGAAUCUUUCGUUGUUAUAUGAAUGGUAGUAAUUGUACAUUGUAGCAACAUGUACUAUAAACCUUGUUCAUGUGCUUGAAUAAAUAUUCAGAGUAAA
This is a messenger RNA of Planococcus citri (citrus mealybug), 9107 nucleotides long. RefSeq lists its product as uncharacterized. Gene Ontology annotation, molecular function: RNA-DNA hybrid ribonuclease activity; nucleic acid binding. The transcript is spliced from 2 exons. The coding region runs from base 499 to 5994 and encodes 1831 amino acids. Lineage: Eukaryota; Metazoa; Arthropoda; Insecta; Hemiptera; Pseudococcidae. Gene Ontology annotation, biological process: DNA integration. The record is from RefSeq and is a predicted model, not a curated record.